Molecule: messenger RNA, 5092 nt
Organism: Linum trigynum
Lineage: Eukaryota; Viridiplantae; Streptophyta; Magnoliopsida; Malpighiales; Linaceae
Source: the annotation of a GenBank genome assembly
ACCAAACAAGCCGUAAAGUAAAGAACUUUCUUCCUUAAGUAGUAGGGUAACCCUGGGAAAGUGGGAAUUGAAUUUGAUUGAUUGUAUAACUCCAUAAUCCAGGUAGGGAUGACAAAAAUAUCCGUAACCGUGGAUAUCCACUCGAAUUUGAUCUAAUCGGGUAGGGUAAAACCCGAAUCCGAAGUAUUUUUCGUGGGUACGGGUAAAACCCGAACCCGAAUAUUGCGGGUAAUAGGUGGACAUGGUUAUUUCACUAUCCAACCCGAACCCGCCCGAUUAUACACAUGCAUAUGUAUCUUGUCUAGACUAAAUCAUUAUGUUUCUUUAGAAUAUUUUAUAUUUAGCAUAUAAAUAUAAUACUUUCAUGAAAUUAUGUUGUUUUAAUUAAUUUUCGUCAUUCUAGUGAAUUGUUGUCGUACUUUUCCUCUUACCUAAAUUGAGUAUACGUGUGAAUGUUAACAUAUUGGUUGGAAUUAUAAGGAGAAAUUAUUACCCAUGGAUAACCGUGGAUACCCGAAACCCGAAUGGGUAUGUGCAUAGUUUUUAUUUUCUACCUGUUUCUUGUGUGGGUACGGGUAUGGGUAAAACCCGAACUACAUUGGGUAAGGUAACGGAUAUGCACUAUCCGCCCCCGACCCGACCCAUUGCCAUCCCUAAAUCCUGGUAGUCAUUUAAUGAGAGACCCACGAACGGCGCCGUCUUCAGGAUGUUGGUUUCUUUCUUUUUCUGCUUCAGUUGCCGAGUCGCUAUCCUUUCGUCUCCUUCUUCUUGUAUACCCAAAUAAAGUUAAGAGCUUUGCUGCGCUGUUCAUCUCAAGUUUCAGGCUUUUGCUUUUUUGUCUGCUUCUGCUGCUGAAAGAAACGGCAUCUGAUGCAAAACUAAGACCGAAACUUCUACUCGGGUUACUAUUCUAGGCUUCUUUUCGUAUUCUUCUCGCUUCUCUUUUCGAUGACCAACCGCUAGGCUAGAUCUCUUAAAAAAGCUCACUGGUUCGUUUGUUUUCUAUAUACUGAUUUCCUGCCGUGGCCACUUCUUGAACUCAUGAGUUGGGUAUUAAUGAAGUGUUUAGUAAGUUGGUAGUGUUAAAAAGCUGGUGCAUUUUCAAGGGAAGUUCAGAUCUAGCCGUUUCCUAACUCUGCUGGGGCUUACAUGCAGGAUCUCUCUUCUACUUUCUUAGUCUUUUGGUGACCUGGUUUCUUCUGCAAGUCUGGAGUCGUGUUUGCAGUCAUUGACCUCAAUUUGAAGGAAAGGUAAAUGUGGGUUGCUGCAAUUGAAUUCUUUUGUGGAUAGUUUUGGUUUUGGUGGGUCUAGGGUUCUGUAUGUGGUUCAUGUAGCUGCUGUUGGCAGUUGGUGGCAUCUUUAUAUGGCGAGAACCGAAGUUUGGCAUCUCUCUAAUCAGCAGUUUAUGCCAAUAUGUCAGCAUGUCUGAGUUUUUCGAUGUGAUGAUUUUGCAGAGAUUAGACUCCUGGAGUUGGCUCAUUCACCCUUUUGGCAAUGGGGAAAUCUCCAGGGAAGUGGUUGAAGUCCUUAAUUCGUGGGAAGAAGUCAUCAAAAUCUAGCCUUUCGAAAGAAAAGGAAGUUUUGAAACCAAAUAACGGAGAGGCAUUCGUUCCCUCGAAAGCACCUUUAACAGAUUUCACGGGAAAUCCUCCAACAGACACAGUUACACAAUCAGUUCCGGGAGUUGGAGAUGGGAGUGGAGUGAGUUCAGAAGGUGCUGCAAUUGCCGAAUCACGGGAUGAGAAGGUUGCUAUUGUCUGUGAAAAUGAAGUUGAAAAUCGGAGCCCAGCAACUAGUUCGAGUAAAGUUUCUGAGACAGUGAGGCUUGAGCAAACUGGAGUGAUGGCACAGGCAGAUGUUAGCGGCUAUCUGGCCCCCCAUGAAUCCGAAGAACAAGGACAUAUAAUAAGGUUGCAGUCAGUUAUCCGUGGCCAACUGGUUAGAAGGCAAGCUGUUGCUACCUUGAAUUCUGUUUUGGCCAUCAUAAAGUUUCAAGCACUAGUUCGAGGUCAAAAUGUUCGAUGUUCAAGUCUCGGCAUCGAAGUGCAGAAGACGAUCAGCCUUGCGAAACUUCUGGCUUCAAAUGCUGUUCAAGGACAUCCUAAAUGCUCAUUAUUAGGACAGAAGUUUGAGAAUGCCUUUGUUAGGAAGCUUUUAACUUCAACAGCUAGUGCAAUGCCUCUAUUCCUCAAGUAUGCUUCUGGGGAACCCAACUCCGCCAUGACAUGGCUGGAUCGGUGGACAAAGUCAGAAUUCUGGAAACAUAUUUCACAACAGAAGAUCAACCUGGAUUCAAACUCCACAACUAAGCAAGACUGUGUACAAAGAGUUGAAAAUCAACGAGGCAGGCAAAAACAAGCUACCCGGAAGUCAUCUAGUCCUAAUGUUGCCAAUGGCAUACAUGGGAAGAAUUUGGAGUCCAACAAACCAAAACACAACCCUAGAAAGUCCACUAGCCAUAUUGUAGAUGUGGCCAACAACAAGCAUUCAGAAACAGAACCAGUUAAGGUAAAGCACACUUUGAGAAAGGCUUCUGGGUCUGUUACGAAAGCUGUUGAAAGAGUUGAGGAUAGCAAAUCAAAGCUCAGUGCAAAGAAGACUUCUGGUACUUGUGCCAUUGAGGCUUUGCAGCAGCUGGACAGUCAUGUUUCUGCUGGUGUGGCAAGAGAUGUCCCAGUGGCAGUUUCAGGUGAAGAAGCUGAUGUAGCCCCGACUCCAAAACUGAAGACUAGGGAGGAUAUGCCAACUCCAGAGGUGAACGGGGUACUUGCUAAUUUAGAAGAGAAUAAUAAUAUACUGUUGGAUCCACAUGAUGGGCUUGCAGGAAGCGAGAACCUGAAAACAAGCGAAAGAAGAGCGUCAUUGCCAGCCAAUAUUGAGCAGCAGGAGAAUGGUGGGCUUGGGACACCCAAACGUCCAAGUUAUAUGGCACCAACUGAAUCUGCAAGGGCUAAGCUGAGAGCUCAAGGAUCUCCAAUGUUCCCACAAGAUGUAGUAGUGGAGAAGAAUGGCACAGCAACUAGACGACAUUCACUGCCAUCUUCCAUCAAUGAGAAGUGUGCUUCCAUGUCGCCACGAGCUCAUAAUAGACCUGUCCACUCAGCAAGUAAAGGGUUUAUCAGGAGUGAUAGAUCGCUAACCACUUCCAGAGACGGUAGUGUUUCGGACAGGAUGAUUAGACCCGAGUGGAGAAGGUGAUUUGGAAGGAGUUGUGUUCUGCAUGAAUGCUACGAAGGAAAAAGGCGUCAAUUUGAACGUGUUCUGAGGUAGAUGUAAUUAGAUGUUGAUGUGGGAAGCAUUUUGUGUUUUUGUUUGUGAUUAUCAUGUUUAGGGUGAAUAGCUACAAACCUCAGGCCGAUGCUAAAAAAAAAACUGUUUCUAAAUUGUCUUUUGUUGUGACUUGUGAUGCAUGAGAUGUUUUGGACAUACAAACUUAGCAAUUUCAAAAUAAAUGUUAUGUUUGUUGGAAAAGGGCAUCACUUGCCUCCAUAAUGUGCCAUGACUUGAUGCCAAAAGGUGGGUGAGAUGAGAAAACUUGGGGCAAUUGCACUCUUCUUGAAGGGAGAAGACAGAAGAGUGACUCGAACAGAGACCUCAAGGACCAGACGACAAGGUUAUUUGAUGAAACUAAUGUUUGUUCUUUGUUGAGACCUCUCUAGCAUAUGAAUGUCAAAUGACCCCCUAGAGUUCCCUCAAACACUUCAGUAGGGCGAAAGAGUAUAGAGCCUCCAAUGAAGUGGUCAAGGGAACUCUAGUAGACAUUUGACUUCCUGGGUUUGGUUCUGGUUUUUAUGAAUGUCAAAUGGCCCCUAGAGUUCCCCCAAACGCUUCAGUAGGGCAAAAGAGUAUAGAGCCUCCAAUGAAGUGGUCAAGGGAACUCCAGUAGACAUUUGACUGUCUACUAACUUCCUGGGUUUGGUUCUGGUUUCUAUGAAUGUCAAAUGACCCCCUAGAGUUGACUUCCUGGGUUUGGUUCUGGUUUCUAUGAAUGUCAAAUGGCCCCCUAGAGUUCCCCCAAACACUUCAGUAGGGCAAAAGAGUAUAGAGCCCCCAAUGAAGUGGUCAAGGGAACUCCAGUAGACAUUUGACUUCUUGGGUUUGGUUCUGGUUUCUUAUGUUAGGCAGAUAUGAUAGCAUCUAUUUAUACAUGUAUAGGCUGUCUGUAGUAUGGCCUAGUUAUUCACCAACCUACCCUUCUAGGCCUAUAGAGUGACCAACUACCACAAGAGGGUGAAUCUAGAUAGAAUUAUGGGCAGAAUGGAAGUUCGAAAGAGAAUAUGACUCUUGACGAGGGUAGAGUGGAACCAUAUUCCCUUAUAUCUCCAAUUCUUCUUCCCAUAGAGUGGAACCAUAUUCCCUUAUAUCUCCAAUUCUUCUUCCCACAUUUCUGUCCACAUUCAAAACGACCAUUCCUUACCUUCCACAGUCAUCAUUGACAAAAUCUAACAAGCGGUGUAAAAGAUGUAGAUUAUGGGAAACUCUCGAGAUGCAUUGCCCAUCUGACCAUCUCUGUUUCAUUACAAUAGCAAGGUGGUGUGGGAUUUUAUUAAACCUUAUUGGUUUAGUUUUGCCAAAAAGUCUCAAGUCAUCUUCCAAAACAAACAGAAGCAUAAAGUGAGGUUCCGGGAGUCCAGGUAGUGUGGAACUGAUUGGAAACCCCUUGAAUAAUUAUCUAAACCAAAUCAUAAGAUUGAUUUAAUCUACAAAAUAUAUCUAAGACCUAUGAUUUACUUAGGUAAUAGUAUCAUGCCCCAAAAUUUAGUUAAUUCAAUGUCUAGAUAAUAUUUUCUUGCUAAGGGUAUGCCAUACCUUGAAUUUUACUCAAUGAUAGAAUGCACUAUAUGUAUAUAGUGGAUACUUCAGUAUAAUGCACACAACUCUAAAAGUGGUCAUAAUACAUCGAAUUUUAAACUUUAAUUGGUAGCAUUAGUCUAGUAUGAUGAUAUAAUAUAGAAUCACAACUAAUCAAUCCAUUACGCUAAUCCAUUAACCUUCAAUUUUGAAUCUUAACCCAAAAUCCCAAAUUGUUAACCUAAACCCUAACCCUAAAUCCCUCAACCCUGAGUCAUUCAAAUUAAAGUCAAUCUUGAAU